CACAGCCUCAUGAACGUGACUCUGUGGGUUCAGAACAAUCAGUGGAUCCUCACCAUGAAGACUGUCCUGGUCGGUUGCAUUUUCCUCUGUGCUGCAUUUGCAGCUCCCGCUGAAGACAAAGAAAAAAAUCCAGAGAUGGUCGAGAAGAUGCCAAAAGAAGAGGAAGCAUUUGUGCCUGUUUCCAGAACUGCACAUACAUUUGAUGAGGGAGCAGCACCUGAGUCUCGUUUUAACUUCUGUCCAGACGGCUGGUUCAGCCAUGGCUCUCGGUGCUUCAUGUUCAUCAAUACACCCAUGUCCUGGUACAGUGCUGAGGAGCACUGCAACAGCCUGGGUGCCCACCUGGCCUCGGUCACCAACCCCAGAGAGCAUAGCUUCCUUCAGCAAAUCACACAGACAGCCGGUCAGAGCAUCGCAUGGCUGGGAGGCUUCAACCUACAGGGACGGUGGAUGUGGAUUGACCGUGAGGGUUUCUAUUACACCAACUGGUACUCCCCCUCCUCCUCCAGCAGCUACCCCUGCAUCUACUUACGCACCACCAAUGGUUGGGGUAACACCCAGUGUGGCUCAGCUUAUCGCUUCAUCUGUUCCAAGAACCCGUUCAGCUGUUAAAAUACAUACUGAACAUCUGGAACCUUGGGAUGUAUCAGCUGGGAUACUGUUUCUUUUUAAAGCCAAUUCAUGAAUAGUUGUGUGUCUUACAAUUUCCUCUUGUGUAUUCUUGAAAGAGUUACAUGUGUUAAGUAACUUUUAUGUAAAAGCAUUUCUGUUGAGAAAGGUUCUUUUUAAUAAUAAAGACUUGGAUACAAAGAAGACUGGAAGACUUGGAUAAGAA
Molecule: messenger RNA, 835 nt
Organism: Micropterus salmoides (largemouth bass)
Lineage: Eukaryota; Metazoa; Chordata; Actinopteri; Centrarchiformes; Centrarchidae
Product: ladderlectin-like
Exons: 9
Coding region: 10-612 (200 amino acids)
Molecular function (GO): signaling receptor activity
Source: RefSeq, a predicted model, not a curated record